Messenger RNA from Galdieria sulphuraria, 3681 nucleotides. RefSeq names its product pre-mRNA-splicing factor ATP-dependent RNA helicase. The record is from RefSeq and is a predicted model, not a curated record. Gene Ontology annotation, cellular component: spliceosomal complex; intracellular anatomical structure. The coding region runs from base 32 to 3364 and encodes 1110 amino acids. Gene Ontology annotation, biological process: mRNA splicing, via spliceosome. Gene Ontology annotation, molecular function: RNA binding; ATP hydrolysis activity; ATP binding. Lineage: Eukaryota; Rhodophyta; Bangiophyceae; Galdieriales; Galdieriaceae. The transcript is spliced from 17 exons.
CAACUAGAGAGAGUGAUGGUUGGUUUGUAUCAUGAACAAUGAAUAUGAUGUUUUGAAAGGUUCGAGUGCAAGCCAAGGUGGUCUAUAUUUUCCAAAGAAAAUACAAACCGAAAAAACAGAAAUAACAGAGUCGAAAGGUGUUGAGCAUUUACAUACGGAAAAGAAGACUUUGUUACCUGAACAACUUGAAAACAAAGUUAGCCCUGCAGUUUCCCUGGUUUCUUAUGGAGAAACUGUUGAUAAAAACAGUCAUUCGAGAGAAGAUAGACACAGCCAUUGGCCGAGACAUGCACACAAAAGGAAACGUCUUGAGAGCACACCAAGUUUGUCGACAGAGUCGGUAUUUCCCGGCGUUGGCAAUAGACCACCUGCCAUUUCUAAAAAGAAACCCGAUUUUCGUACCAAACCAAAGUUGCUGGCUACUUCCGAUAAUAGUUUAUUGAGUCGCAACAAGUCCGAAACGAUUCGUACUCCAAGCAGGAUUUCAUGGGAAGGUUCAACCCCUAAGAUAUCCACUUGGGACACCGAAGAUCCCAGCCAAGUCGACCUUCCCUAUUUGUUGGAUAGGAACACUCCAAUGACUGGAAAGCUUCCCAGCUAUGAAGAUGACAAUAGUAGAGCUUCGACUCCAGUUGAUGAUGCACUGUAUAAGGAACAAGAAUUUCUAUUGGAGCGUGAAUGGUAUUUAAAGGAUGAAGAGGGCUCUGUCAUGGAUGAUAGCAGUGGUUCCUAUUUAUUAAAUAACAAUACUUCCCAUGUACAAGAACGUCGUGCUAAGAAAGUAUCGGCAAGAACAGCUGCCUUGAAUGAAGAUUCAAACAGAUGGGAAAACCUGCAGAUGCGUCUUGGAGGAGGCGAUAGAUCUCAACAAAAGUUUGAUAUAGAAGUAGAUGAUGAAGAAACAGUUCGCGUGAGUCUUUUAGUGAAAGAUACUACUCCACCAUUUUUAGAAGGACAAACGAAUUGGAAAGGUUCAUUAGAUACAGUAUUACCUGUGAAAGACUCUACUAGUGAUCUUGCAAAGAUUGCAAGAAAAGGAAGCCGUGUUGUUCAAGAGGCAAGAGAACAAAGAGAAAGAGGUCAAGCAAGAGUCAAAUAUUGGGAACUUGGAACGGCAGCAGGAGCAAAAGAGAAGGAAGCAGAAGAAGCUCAAAGAGAAAGACAAGAAACGGAAGCUUCAUUGAGAAAGAUACAAAGUUCCAACGAUGUUGAUGAUUAUAAAAGCAGCAUGAGAUAUGGAAAUGUGUUGACUGGAAAAGCAUCUGAACGUGAAGAACGCCAACAUUCCAUUGCACAACAGAGAAAAACACUCCCUAUUUAUGGAAUGAAGAAUGACAUAUUGAGAGUUGUUCGUGAAAAUCAGAUUGUAGUUAUUGUUGGUGAAACGGGAAGUGGAAAGACCACUCAGUUGACACAAUAUCUUCAUGAAGAAGGCUAUUCCAAGAGAGGAAUUAUUGGAUGCACUCAACCAAGAAGAGUUGCUGCUGUAAGUGUUGCCAAUCGAGUUGCAGAAGAAAUGCAAGUGGAACUUGGAAAGGAAGUUGGUUAUGCCAUUCGGUUUGAAGACUUUACUUGUGAGAAAACGGUAAUAAAAUAUAUGACGGAUGGUAUCUUAUUACGAGAGAGUCUUAGUGAUCCAGACUUGGAAAAAUAUUCAUGUGUUAUUAUGGAUGAAGCUCAUGAACGUAGUUUGAAUACGGAUGUAUUAUUUGGAAUUUUGAAACAGUUGGCUUCGAGAAGAUCCGAUUUGAAGAUCAUCGUUACUUCGGCUACUUUAGAAUCUGAAAAGUUUGCAGAAUUCUUUGGAAGAGUACCAGUAUUUCGUAUCCCUGGUCGUACAUAUCCAGUGGAUAUAUUUCAUUCUAAAUCAGUUGUAGAAGACUAUGUUGAAGGUGCUGUUCGACAAGUAUUACAGAUUCAUCUUCAGGCAACGGUUCCAGGAGAUAUUUUGGUAUUCAUGACUGGCCAGGAAGAUAUCGAAGUUACUUGCGAAACGAUUGCAACUCGUUUAGAAAAGUUAGAAGGUGCAAAACCAUUACUUAUCUUGCCUAUUUAUUCGCAGUUGGCUUCAGAUCUUCAAGCAAAGAUAUUUGAACCUGCUCCAGAAGGAACUCGGAAAGUUGUCGUGGCCACCAAUAUUGCUGAAACUUCUUUAACUGUAGACGGAGUGAAAUAUGUGGUUGAUACUGGAUUUUGUAAGUUGAAAACUUAUAAUCCAAGAAUCGGAAUGGAUGCUUUGUUACUAUGUCCUGUAUCGCAGGCUUCAGCGUCUCAGAGAGCUGGUCGUGCAGGUAGAACUGGACCAGGUCGUUGUUAUCGUUUGUAUACGGAAUACGCUUUUUCUCAUGAAAUGUUACCAGCAAAUGUCCCUGAAAUACAAAGAACCAAUCUUGGCCAUGUUGUUUUGCUUCUUAAAUCUCUCGGAGUAUCCGAUUUACUUCAUUUUCCCUUUAUGGACCCUCCUCCACCAGAGAAUAUUGUCAAGUCGAUGUUGGGUCUUUGGUUUCUGGGUGCAUUGGAUGGAGGUGGAAGACUGACAGAUUUGGGAAAGCGAAUGUCAUCUUUUCCUCUGGAUCCUCCACUUUCUGCCAUGAUUCUGGCAGGCGAACGUUUUGGAUGUAGUGAUGAAGUAGUGACUAUUGUAUCUAUGCUUUCCGUGCCUUCCAUAUUUAUACGUCCACCAGGAAGAGAAGAAGAAGCAGAUGCAGUUCGUGAAAAGUUUUUGGUUCCUGAAAGUGAUCAUCUUACGCUGCUUCAUAUAUUUCAACGUUAUCGAAGCAAUGGUUGUCGAGCGGAAUGGUGCAACAAACACUUUUUAAAUAGCAAAGGAAUGCGAAAAGCUGCUGAAGUCCGUUCACAACUUGUCGAUUUGAUGAAAGAACAAGGGAUGGAGCUAGCCAGUUGUGGGUUGAAAUGGGAUAUUAUUCGAAAGGCUAUAUGUGCAGCAUACUUUCAUCAAGCGGCACGAAUGAAGGGUAUUGGUGACUAUGUCAACUUGCGUACUUCAGUACAAUGUUAUUUGCAUCCUAGCAGUGCACUUGCAGGUUUAGGAUACAACCCAGAAUAUGUAGUUUAUCACGAACUUGUGUAUACGGGAACAAAAGAGUAUAUGCAUUGUGUUACUGCAGUGGAACCUCAAUGGUUGGCAGAGCUGGGUCCUAUGUUCUUUACUCUCAAGGAAGGAAACACGAGUCGUUUAGAAAAACAACGCCAAGAACAACAAGACCGUUUGUUGAUGGAGCAGCAACAUGAAGAAGCAAAACGUGAAAAGGAAAGAGAACAAGCCAUGGCAUCCAAACUCAAAAGUCGAAAUCGAAUUGCAACGCCUGGCGCCACUCCACGAUUCCGGCCUUGGUUUUUCUAAUGAGCAUUUUUUCUUCCAAAAUGGCGCUCAACUGUCUCUCUAUUGUAAUUGAGACUCGUCCUACUUGUAUAUUUGGUUUUCAUUUGAAUUAUAUUUAUCUAUAUGAUGUGGAAUAGCACUGCUUGCUUUGAUGUGUGUAUUUCAUACCCUGCAAGUACCGUUAUUCUUCACAUGUGUGCUCGAAAUAAAUAUUUUGGAUUUUUUUUUGCAUUUUGUUCCACUUUUUGGGUAUUGGUGGGCAUUGUCAUUUUCAUCACACUUACAUAACACACACACACACACUACAUAUAUAUAUAGAGAGAGAGAGAUAUUUGUGU